Molecule: messenger RNA, 876 nt
Organism: Oldenlandia corymbosa var. corymbosa
Lineage: Eukaryota; Viridiplantae; Streptophyta; Magnoliopsida; Gentianales; Rubiaceae
Source: the annotation of a GenBank genome assembly
AUGGAUGGAAGACGAACUUCUGAAGCGUUUGAAAUAGUGAAUGUAAUAUGGAAAAGAGAAAGAAGAGUUGGGUUUUGGACUUCAAAACAUGGCAUUGUUAAAGGGAGGAGUCUAUCUGGUAGUUCUAGUAGUACUUCACAAAGGGUUGGUCUUGAAGAAGCCAUUGUAUGGCCAGGGUUCACAACAAUUGCUCCAAGGGAGCUCCUAAUGAUUGAAAGCCAGCACAAACUAAAAAUUGCAGUUUUGAACAAUGCAGGGUUCAAACAAUUCAUAAGUGUAGAGAGAGAUAAUUAUACCAAUACAACUAGCAUUACGGGCUUCUGCGUAGACGUCUUUCAUGCUGUGAUCGACCAAACUGGCAAAAAUCUGGGCAGCUACAGUGAACUCGUAUACCAACUGUAUCUUGAGAACUUUGAUGGCAUUGUUGGCGACGUUACGAUUACAUCCAAUCGAAGCUUGUAUGCGGAUUUCACGAUUACUUACUCAGAUAUAGGCAUGGGAACCAUCACAAAACGAGAAAGCAAUAAUAUAUGGCUUUUCUCGAGGCCCCUUCAACCGGAUUUAUGGGUGGCCAUCGUUGGCUUCUUAGUCCUAAACGGAUUGGUGAGAUAUAUCGUUGAUAACACUAACGUCAAAGAUGACCGGCUUCAAUUCUACUCCUCCCCUGAAGGAUAUGCAGAUGCUGUAUCAAAAGGAAUUAAAAAUGGUGGUGUCAUAGCCAUCAAGGACGAAAUUCCAUACCUCAAAGUCUUUCUGGCAAAAUAUGGGGAUGGAUAUUCCAUGGUUGCAUCCCGAUCUACCACAAAUGCAUUCGGGUUUGUGAGUGCUUUCAACCUUUGUCUGUCGUCCUACCGGAUUAUAUUUUACCUUAAUUGA